This is a messenger RNA of Pocillopora verrucosa, 2326 nucleotides long. RefSeq names its product adrenocorticotropic hormone receptor-like. Gene Ontology annotation, molecular function: G protein-coupled receptor activity. Gene Ontology annotation, biological process: G protein-coupled receptor signaling pathway. The record is from RefSeq and is a predicted model, not a curated record. Gene Ontology annotation, cellular component: membrane. NCBI's taxonomy places the organism in Eukaryota, Metazoa, Cnidaria, Anthozoa, Scleractinia, Pocilloporidae.
AAGAACAGAUUGCUUGCAAACGUACAUUUGGAUGUUUACAUUGCUAGAAUAAUAUUUCAAACCACUAUUCGUGACCUUCUCCUUUCGAUAUCGAGGAAGGAGAUCUUAACAGGGGCUAAAUGAUUGAGAGGGUUUGUCCGUCACCACAUAAUCAGCUUCCGCCAUACUUGUUAACAGUUUUAAAGGACUCUUCGUCUGAGCAGAAGAUCUUCAGCAUGACCGAGGUCAACACUGGAAUGACUAUCACUAACUGUGAUUUUAUGGUCGACAGCGUCGAUCGACGGAAACAUCUUGCUUCGACAAACAUCGCUGUUAUCGUAUUGAACUCUAUUUUCUCUCUGACAGCUAUGAUUCAAAAUCUUCCAGUAAUUUACGCAAUUGUGCGAACACCUUCCCUGCACAAUCCUCCUUAUAUCCUUUUGUGCUCGUUGGCUUCGACGGAUCUUCUCGUCGGAUUUAUCAUUCAGCCUUUGUACAUCGCGCACAAUGUCAUUCUCCUAAGCGGGCAACAAUUCAACUGCAGCCUUUGGAUGACGAAAGAGACACUCUUACUGUUGUUUAUGUUUGUAUCUAUCUCGACCCUGGUCAUGAUAAGCACUGAGCGUUGGCUUGCGCUCCAUUUUCACCUCAGAUACCGUGAAAUUGUCACAAUGUCGCGGACGCUCAAAUCGGUUGGCUCAACUUGGUUCUUUUGUACUGUGUCGGUUAUCGCGUGGCCUGCAGGGCUCCCCAUUUACUACUUCACAGCAAUCGGAAUCGUUGUCAUAACGAUAGCUGCAAUUUUGCUGCUUUUCAUGUACAUCAAAAUAUUUCUGGUGCUUCGUCGACACCAAGCUCUAAUUGACAACCAAACCAAGCUUCAUCCUCAAUCAGUCAGCAUAAGGAAACAUAGGAAAUCUUCCGCCACCAUGCUUUACGUUGUGGUUUUGUUCUUCAUUUUCUACGCGCCUACGUUCUAUGCUAUGAUUCACUAUUUACAUUCUAAAGAAAAAACGGCCAGCGUGGAGCAGACAAUUUUAUGGGAGGUGGCCAAGACGGUGGCGUUAAUAAACGCUUCCGCGAACCCUGUAAUGUACUACUGGAAAAUGCGGGAAUUGCGACGCGCCGUCCGAAAUGUGUUUGGCUCUACGUCCGCAACACGGGUUCAUGUGGGAGAUGUUAUCACCCCUGGAUCAGGGAGCAUGGAGAAUGAGUUUAGGAGUAGAACAGAACAUCAGCGGCAAGGAUCGUUUUCGGUUAGACCGCGAGUAAGCUGGUCGAAUACUGCUCUUUCUAAACCAGAUCUUCGUGAAGAUCAAAGCUGCUCGGUAACGAAACCACCGGAGAAAAAAGUGUUCCUCUUGCCGAGAUAUCUCGAGCCUGGCCCGAGCUUUGGAUGGCAAGUACCGUCAAGCAGCGAUAAAUAGAAAGCCUAAGUAACAGAACGGGUCAACCGCAUGAUUUUCUUGAGUGUUCGCAAUUGCAUAAAAAGACGUUUCGGCGCGAAAGCGUGCAUUGAAUUUUAAGUGGACUUGCAACGUGGCUUUAUCUCAAUAAAAACAUUUGGAGGGCUAUCCUCGCUUAAGUUAAAUCUUGCUUUAAAUCUCAUUGACAUUUAGAUUAAAUAACAGACAAGUUUUUUUUUUAGUUUCUAUAGUCUAUUGAAAAUUGUUUUCGUCAUUUGAGGCAAGAUGUUUCGAUUCCUAUCGCCAUUUCCAUCGAGUUCUAUAUUCAAGAACCUUUGUGAAUGAAGAUCAACGCAUUUAGCUUUGUAUGAAAUUAUUUCAUCAGGCACUACACUUUUCAAGUUAAAAUUCUGAGGGCUUUUCCUGUUGGCUAUAACAUUUUAUUGACUCUUGACAAUCUUUUUAUUUAAGAAAUAAGAGCGAUGUUUUGUUCACAAGAGCCCUUGAAUGGCUUUGCGUGUGAAAUUCAGGGCGGUAGACUGACGCUGAAUUUUGUUUUAUGUUAAUUUUUACCAGACAUUUGCUCGAGGGAAACCGACAUUAGAUUACAAUCUGACGUGCUCACAUUUACUUUUCUAUUCCACUUCGUUUUAUUGGCAACGCUACAAACUAGUCUAAAUUUGCGGUGAAGGUCAUUGUUUUUCCUUUUUUAAACAACAUAUCACCGAAUACUUUACUCGAGGUUUCAUAGAGUAACCUGAUAUUCUGUCGACAUGAUGCCGGACGGCAAUUACGCGGUGAAAUCGCCAGGUAAAGAAUCCUUUCGACUUAAAUAAAAAUAUCCUAUUAUCUUGCGGAAAUGUUUGCCCAGAACAACCCAAUGUGUAAAGAAAGAAAACUUCAAAUAAAUUAAAAACAUGGGCCCAAAUAUCCAAUGUGAG